Molecule: messenger RNA, 3235 nt
Organism: Oncorhynchus tshawytscha (Chinook salmon)
Lineage: Eukaryota; Metazoa; Chordata; Actinopteri; Salmoniformes; Salmonidae
Product: high affinity cationic amino acid transporter 1
Exons: 12
Coding region: 367-2328 (653 amino acids)
Biological process (GO): transmembrane transport; amino acid transport
Cellular component (GO): plasma membrane
Molecular function (GO): amino acid transmembrane transporter activity
Source: RefSeq, a predicted model, not a curated record
GUCAUAUGAUGUGUCAUGGUUCUAUUUGUGUCCCAGCCAUCUGAAUGGGUUGUUACUCUCCCUCUGAAUGGUGGUCUAACUCAACAGUGACACCUCUUACUCCUUCUAUUUAUCUGUUUCAGACAGACAGGCAGACAGAGAGAGGUGGCACACAUAGAAGAUGCAUGGAGAAAAUCGUGUUACUUUAAAAUAGGACAAUUGUUCAGAAAUAAAAAAUAAUUUGCCAGUAUACGGAAAAACAUUAGUUUUAGGAUUGAACGUUUCCGGGAAUUUAUAAAGGAAGCAAGUCGGCCUUUCUGACAUCUUAGAGGUGAAGUGUUAUCUGACAGGCAGAGUGCGAUCCGGAGGGACUGACAAAGAGCCAGGAUGAUUCUGGCCACGCUGAAGGGCUUCGGGAAGCAGCUGCUGCGUGUCAAGGUGGUGGACUACAACACCGAGGACUCACGUCUCUCCCGAUGUCUCAACACCUUCGACCUGGUGGCUCUCGGGGUAGGCAGUACUCUGGGAGCUGGGGUGUACGUCCUGGCCGGGGCCGUGGCCAGAGAAAACUCUGGUCCAGCCAUUGUCCUGUCCUUCCUCAUUGCAGCGAUGGCCUCGGUGCUGGCUGGUCUGUGUUACGCUGAGUUUGGGGCCCGCGUCCCCAAGACGGGCUCGGCCUACCUGUAUAGUUAUGUUACUGUUGGGGAGCUCUGGGCCUUCAUCACCGGAUGGAACCUCAUCCUCUCUUACAUUAUAGGAACCUCUAGCGUGGCUCGGGCAUGGAGCGCCACGUUUGAUGAGCUGAUUGGUCGACACAUUGAGCAGUGGUGCCGGGUCCACAUGGCGAUGAAGGCCCCAGGGAUCCUGGCUGAAUACCCAGACAUGUUCGCUGUCAUCAUCAUCAUCAUUCUCACAGGCCUACUAGCGUUUGGAGUGAAGGAGUCAGCCAUGGUGAACAAGGUGUUCACUUGUAUUAAUGUGUUAGUGCUGGUAUUCGUGGUCAUCUCGGGGCUGGUCAAAGGAACUGUAAAGAACUGGCAUCUGAACCCUGAUGAAAUCCUCAACAUCACUGUCAACGCAACACUGAAUAUGACAGAGUCCUUGCCAUCGAAGGAGAGUCUGGGUCAGGGAGGCUUCAUGCCGUUUGGCUUUACUGGGGUCCUGUCUGGAGCAGCAACCUGUUUCUAUGCCUUCGUGGGCUUUGACUGUAUCGCCACCACCGGUGAGGAGGUAAAGAACCCCCAGAGAGCCAUCCCAAUAGGCAUCGUAGCCUCUCUCCUCAUCUGUUUCGUGGCCUACUUCGGAGUGUCUGGUGCCCUCACCAUGAUGAUGCCCUACUAUAUGUUGGAUAAGAACAGUCCUCUGCCUGUAGCCUUUAAACACAUAGGCUGGGAGGGAGCCACCUACGCUGUGGCUGUAGGGUCACUGUGUGCUCUGUCCACCAGCCUGCUAGGCUCCAUGUUCCCCAUGCCUCGUGUCAUCUGGGCCAUGGCUCAGGACGGACUCCUCUUCAAGAGUCUGGCCCAGAUCAGUGACCGAACCAAAACCCCUCUAAUCGCUACAGUAACCUCUGGAAUGGUGGCAGCGGUGAUGGCCUUCCUGUUUGACCUGAAAGACCUGGUUGAUCUGAUGUCUAUCGGCACCCUGCUAGCCUACACCUUGGUGGCAGCCUGUGUUCUCGUACUCAGGUACCAGCCAGAGCAAUCCAGUAUGGCCUAUCGGAUGGCCUGUACGCUGGACGAGCCAGACACCUUAGAGUCCAUUAACGAGGGCAGUGUGGGGAUCCUGCCGGGAGCAGAGGAGGUGUUCUGUGCCAAAAACCUGUUGUUCCCUCACAACACAGAACCCAACAACCUGUCUGGCUUCGUAGUCAACAUCUGUACCAGUACAUUAGGAGUGCUGGUGUGUAUCUUCUGUGUGGUAGCAGUGCAGGGAGGCUUUGCUUCCUGGUCUGUCUCUCUACUGAGCCUCAUAUUUACAGCCUGUCUGGCAGUCACUCUACUGGUCUGGAGACAGCCUGAGAGCAAGACCAAUCUCUCUUUCAAGGUGCCCCUGCUUCCCUUCCUCCCAGUGGCCAGUAUGUUUAUCAACAUCUUCCUGAUGUGUCAGCUGGGCCGAGGAACCUGGAUACGCUUCUCUUUCUGGAUGAUCAUAGGUUUCAUCAUCUACUUUGGCUAUGGGAUCCGUAACAGUGUAGAAGCUGCUUUAGCCAAUACUGACGGUAACCUGCACAGAUACAAGCCAGACUGCACUCUCAGCGGACAGCCAAUGGACAUCGAGAAGGAAGUGUUCCUACACAACGGCCUGGACCUGGACAACACAGUGGACGAGGAGGACGGGGACCUCUAGAGGUUGGGAGGUGCAGUGCACUUCCCUAAUGCUAAUAUCCGAUUACUUCAUCUAUCUUUUAACGGUCAGAUUAGUGCCAUAUACUGUCAGGAAUAUCUUCACGUGAAGGGGGACAAUCAUGUACAAUCAAAACGAGCUCUAUUAGGAUAUCAAACCAGACACGGGUCUCUUCACAUUGGGCAGUGGUCCACCAUACCAGUUCCACGUCCACUGCUCAUGACUCUGUUAGUGAUGUCAGUAGUAAGCACCAAACCAACCAGUCCGUCUGUCAUUGUUAGCACAAAGCAGGACGACUAUCACACUUCUCUUGGAAGAAGAAAAGGGGCUUGAAAGGAUCUGUGGCCCUUAACAUUUUAUUGAAAUUUGUUGCAAAUACUGAAUAGUCUAUAAUUUCACACUGAAGAGCAGGGCUCGUCCCUAAUACUAGCAUUACUGAUUGAUUACCAUGCAGUCUAUCGCCCUCUGCUGGAGUCCUGGUGUCACUGCAUGAUAGAUGCUGAUAGAUAGAGGAUGUGUCACAUGGGCACUCUAUUCCCUAUAUAGUGCACUACUUUUGACCAGGACCCAUAGUGGGCACAGUGCUGGUUGCUGUGUCCCCUCUACUAGUCAAGUCAACAUCAUCCUCCCCAAUUUCAUGACUUACAAUGUUAAUUCACAUACUCUGCUUCUUAUCUACAAAUAUAUUGACUUAUUGAUGACGACAAGUGAUGUUUUUUCAUUCAUAUGUGCAGAGCCAUCUCUGAGUCAAUACAGCUGCACUUCCUUGUUUGAUUGAUCAUAUUCAGGAUGUAAUGAAUUAUAAUUGAUACGUCUCAAAGUACAACUACUUCUCUUCCUUCUCCUUCUCUUCCUUCUUCUCUUCCUUCUUCUUCCUCUCUUCCUUCUUCUCUUCCUUCUCCUUCUUCUU